Plasmodium berghei ANKA is the source of this 1104-nucleotide messenger RNA. Its product is annotated as glideosome associated protein with multiple membrane spans 2, putative. Lineage: Eukaryota; Apicomplexa; Aconoidasida; Haemosporida; Plasmodiidae. The record is from RefSeq and is a predicted model, not a curated record. The coding region runs from base 1 to 1104 and encodes 367 amino acids. The transcript has 2 exons.
AUGUAUUCAUACGGUAUGGAGGGAGAUGAUACUUAUUUACCCCAAGUUCAGUAUCCAUCUCCAUAUGAAAAUCAAUAUCAAGAUGAAGAAUCCCCAAGUCCACGCGGCGAAAAUCAUACUCCUUUUAUAGGGUAUUUUAGUUCCCAUUUAUUAAGAACUGGAUUUCUUUUACAAUGUUUGUCAUUAAUAUUAAUGUUUGUAUUUUACUGGGCAUUUGGAGGAACUGGAAUUUUUAUAUUUGAUUUAUAUGCAGGCCCCGAAUGUGUUAAAGUGUCAAGUGCAUUUCAUUUAACAAUAUCAGUUUUAAUGUCGAUAUAUUUAUUAGGUACAUUAUAUAUAGCAAUGUUUCAAGUAUUUGUAGCAGAUAAUAGUAAAUGGUGUAGAGGAUUUAGAGCUGGAUCUAAAUUAUUAUCAGCAGCUGUUACUCUAGAUCUUUUAUCAUCAAUAUUAAGAUUAGUUCAAUAUUUAUAUGCAUAUUUUUAUAUGAAUAUGAGAUGGUGGGCACGUUAUCAACAAACAAAAUCAGAUUGGACUUUAUUGCAUUUUGGAAGUAUCGUGCAUAGCUUUUCACUAUUUAUUUAUGGAGCAGCAUUUUUUUAUAUGGAAGCUUAUCAUGAUGAGGGUACAUAUGAAGAACUUGCAUGGUCUAAUUUGACUUUAUUUAAAUUAGCUGGAUUAGCAGAGUUAUUAAUGGUGUUUUCUGGUUUUGGAGCCUUCUUUUCAAUUCUUUUAUUGGGAGCAAUAAUGUGUGCAACAGUUUGGGCCUUUUCUUUUGAGCCUUUGUUAGAAAAAUGGUCACCAGAAUUACAUAGCAGAGAUAUAAAUGCUGAUGUAUUACCAGAAAUAAAACAUGAUGAUGAAAACUGUGGUUAUAAUGAAGAAAAUAUGUACGAGGCAUAUAACGGUAACCCUGAAAGCAUGGACUAUAAUGAAGAAAUGAUUAAACAGAAUGGAAAUGAAAAAUAUAUAAAUGGGAAUUCCAACUUUUAUGAACAGAAUAAUGGAAUUCCAACAACUUAUGAUUAUUCACAAAUUGAGGGUCAAGUAAAACAAAAUGCUGAAAUGGGAGUUUCUGAAAAUAAAUAUAAUAUUGGGCAAUAUUAA